ACUAGCAAUCACUGAAUUACUAAACUACGUUUUGCUGAAAAGAUAUAUUGAAGCUUCCAAUAUUCUAGAGCUUGAAGAACAGUCUAAAUAUGAGACAAUCUGAAAAUCCAAUCCAUCUCUUAACUUUGAACCAGCUGCAAAAUGACUAGAGUUGUUUUGAGUGCCACAAUGAUUAUUCUUCUGGCGACAAGGCAUUGGAUGACAACAUUGAUUGGCUGAUCCGCUGUCACUCUGGCAUUUCCUGUUAGUCGGUGUCCCUGCUCUCAUGUUCUGCCCUGUCUGAUGUGUUACAGCAACGACCUUAUUAGGCCAUCGCACAUUGAUUGGCUUGAACCCACACAGAUAUUCAAAAGAGAAAGCUAUAGGAUUGAGCACACUCAUCAGUGCCUUCUCAGACCAGCUGGUUAAACGUGGCUCUGAUGAACACAGAUUGAAUCAUUUGAAAGGGAAUUCACAUAAUUUAUACUUUUCAUUAGUUUUUAUCUUUGAUGAAGUAAUCGAUUCAACUGCGAUCAAUACUCUCCUUCGAGCAAAUCCAAACCGACAGCUCAUGGAUUCCCAACCUUGUCCUUCACUCCACUACUACAAAUUAGCUCACCAUUGACGCACCUUUCACAGGGACAACACUAGCUUCCAAGCUCCAACUCCGGCCGCAUCACAAUGAUCUCCUCAAUUCUCCUCCCCGCAUUUGUUAUCCUUUCCAUCUCCACCCUCCUAGGCCGAGCAACCUCCGCCAUUGCCGCCUCCGCCGCAGCACCGGCUCCCAGUACUACUGUCGCCACCACCCCGUCCUCGUCGGGCGGCGGUGGCCUCAACCUCACCUCCAUUCUCGAGAAGGGAGAUCACUACACGACCUUCCUCCGCCUCCUCCGAGAUACUCGCGUAGGUGAGCAGAUCGAGAGCCAGCUCAACAACUCCUACAACGGCCUUACCGUCUUCGCCCCCACCGACGCUGCCUUCGCCGGGCUGAAGCAGGGCACCCUCAACAGGCUCGCUACGCAGGAGCAGGUUGCCCUCGUGCUCUACCACGUCCUCCCCCGCUUCUACACCCUCUCCUCCUUCGAGACCACCAGCAACCCCGUCAACACGCAGGCCUCCGGCCACGGCGGCGUUUAUACCAUCAACGUCACCAGCACCGACAGCGGAGAUAGAGUCAACAUCUCGACCGGGGUCAAUAAGACGCCGGUCAGGGACCACCUCUACUUGACGUUUCCGUUGGCAUUGUACUCGGUGGACGAGGUGCUGCUGCCGUACCAGCUCUUCGGGCCGAAAGCGCCUGCGCCGACGCCGGGGAAGAGGCCAGGAAAGAGUUCUCCGUUGGAGGCCAAAGGACCGGCGGCGGAAGCCGAUUCCGCUCCUGAUUCUGCAGGUAGUUCGACGGUGGUGAGAUUGGAAUGGGUUUUGGCUGCGGCGGUGCUAGUAAUUGGGAAUUUGAUUCUCUGGUGAUAAUUGCAUGAUCAUUGGCUUAUCGGGGUUGUGCUUUUGGCUGUUUAAUAAGUAGUUUAUUUUCCAAUAUUGGUUUCGCUCUCAUCUUGUGAAAUUCUGUCAAUGAUCAAUUGAUUGAACUCGUUCCUUUUUUCAUUAAAAAAAUGUAUUAGUUCAUGUGCAUCAAUGUAAUUACUCAUAUGAUAUGUACCAUAAUAAA
Molecule: messenger RNA, 1645 nt
Organism: Zingiber officinale
Lineage: Eukaryota; Viridiplantae; Streptophyta; Magnoliopsida; Zingiberales; Zingiberaceae
Product: fasciclin-like arabinogalactan protein 6
Exons: 1
Coding region: 661-1446 (261 amino acids)
Source: RefSeq, a predicted model, not a curated record